AUGAAGCCACUUUCGUCUACUGAACCCUUUCGCUUAUCUCAGACGUUCAGCCAGACAGACAGCCAGCCCGUCGUAUCCCCGCGACUACCUCUAGAACCGCAUAUGUCGUCCACGGUCGAAGAUGCGCGUUUGCGGAACCUGAACAAGCGCGUGAAGCUCCAGUCGAAGCGGCUGCGCCAUCUCUGGCCUCGGAUCGUUGCGUUCCUCGGGCCUCUGGACGUGGUGGUCGUGGGCUCGACGUGUCGCCAGCUGCACCGACUGCUGGACAGUGACCGCGUAUGGCAGGCGCGUUAUGACAGAGUGGUCCAAGAUCAGGUGACGAGGCUGCUCGUCCCGCACCUCGAGACGCGGUUUGACGCCGACUUGCCAGUGAAAGAGAAGCUUCGACGCGUGAUUCGUGCUCGUCGUGUACAUGACCCUGCAAAUGUGUUGCAGCGGCGGUUGCGUGAAGCCGAGCGGAAAGCGUUUCGUGCUAAGCUACAGCAGCGCACGAUGCGAAAUGUGGUGUGGAUGAAUGUGCCGCUAGUGUUGGCAGUGUGCUGUCUGAGCGUAUGGAGCUACACCACCGCAACGUCAAAAAGCGACUAUUUGUCCAAGACUACUGCAACUCAGCUUCGUGGUGCUGGUCAUGGCUCUUCUGCCCGGGUGUACCCUGUGAAGAAGUUUGUGCUUGUCACAGACCUGUUACUAUUGAUAGCAGUGAUGGUGUUAAGCGUUGGUGACCUGGUGGGUAAAGCGCUGUAUACUGUCGGCAUGCUACUAGCGAUGGAGACAGUUAUAAUGCUGGUUGAGAUUGUGGCGUGGUCGUCGCCAGUCCAAGUCGCACAUGCUUUCCUGGUGCUUUUAGCUCUGAUUUUCAAUGCCGUGCUAGCCGCCAAAGAGAAGAAAGAUUACGCUCGCAAGCUGGCAGCAUUUCUGCCAUCCUAUGAAUCCAAAAGAUAG
This is a messenger RNA of Peronospora matthiolae, 942 nucleotides long. NCBI's taxonomy places the organism in Eukaryota, Oomycota, Peronosporomycetes, Peronosporales, Peronosporaceae. The record is from the annotation of a GenBank genome assembly.